Suillus paluster is the source of this 332-nucleotide messenger RNA. RefSeq lists its product as uncharacterized. Lineage: Eukaryota; Fungi; Basidiomycota; Agaricomycetes; Boletales; Suillaceae. The annotation marks the transcript as partial. The transcript is spliced from 3 exons. The record is from RefSeq and is a predicted model, not a curated record.
UGCAAAAAAUACUUGACCGAUGGGCUACAUUUAAACAGUGAUGGUUACAAUAUUGUCUUCAAGGCCAUCGUGGACAUUGUAGAGCGGGUGUAUCCAGAACUGGACCCUACUGAAUUCAAUGGUGUGAAGAUGCAAGAUGUGUUUGCACCCUGGGACCAAGUGAAUGUACAAAAUCCAAGGCCAUCUUUAGUGAAACGGAAAGUACAGCUGUAGCGACGUGCACGACGAAUCAUUAACUUGUCUUAGAACUGUGUUAUAGACUAUCAUAGUAUGUGUAUGUACUAGGAGGAUGAUCGGUCCCAAAGAAGUUCCGAAACCCGGAUUGACAAAAG